AUGGCCAUGCUGUGGCACUGCAAAGCAGCUGCGCAGGCCAAAACAGCUGCAGGGACCCAAACGGCCAUGCCGGCCAAAACAGCCGUGCUAGCGACCCAACAAGCCCCUGAACUGGAAAACCUCACCGUGACUGAGGUUGGCUGGGAUGGCCUCAGACUCAACUGGACCGCAGCUGACCAGGCCUAUGAGCACUUUGUCAUUCAGGUGCAGGAGGUCAACAAGGUGGAGGCAGCCCAGAACCUCACAGUGCCUGGUAGCCUCCGGGCUGUGGACAUCCCAGGCCUCAAGGCUGCCACACCUUAUAGAGUCUCCAUCUAUGGGGUGAUCCAGGGCUAUAGAACACCGGUGCUCUCUGCUGAGGCCUCCACAGGGGAAACUCCCAGUUUGGGAGAGGUUGUGGUGGACGAGGUGGGCUGGGACGCCCUCAAACUCAACUGGACUGCUCCGGAAGGGGCCUAUGAGUACUUUUUCAUUCAGGUGCAGGAGGCUGACACAGCAGAGGCAGCCCAGAACCUCACGGUCCCAGGAGGACUGAGGUCCACGAACCUGCCUGGGCUCAAAGCAGCCACUCAUUAUACCAUCACCAUUCGCGGGGUCACUCAGGACUUCAGCACAACCCCUCUCUCUGUUGAAGUCUUGACAGAGGAGGUUCCAGAUAUGGGAAACCUCACAGUGACCGAGGUUAGCUGGGAUGCUCUCAGACUGAAUUGGACCACGCCAGAUGGAACCUAUGACCAGUUUAUCAUUCAGGUCCAGGAGGCUGACCAGGUGGAAGAGGCUCACAAUCUCACCGUUCCUGGCAGCCUACGCUCCGUGGAAAUCCCAGGCCUCAGGGCCGGCACUCCUUACACAAUCACCCUGCACAGCGAGGUCAGGGGCCGCAACACUCGACCCCUUGCUGUAGAGGUCAUUACAGAAGAGCUCCCGCAGCUGGGAGAUUUAGCCACAUCUGAGGUUGGCUGGGAUGGCCUCAGACUCAACUGGACCGCAGCUGACCAGGCCUAUGAGCACUUUGUCAUUCAGGUGCAGGAGGUCAACAAGGUGGAGGCAGCCCAGAACCUCACAGUGCCUGGCAGCCUCCGGGCUGUGGACAUCCCGGGCCUCAAGGCUGCCACGCCUUACAGAGUCUCCAUCUAUGGGGUGAUCCAGGGCUAUAGAACGCCAGUGCUCUCUGCUGAGGCCUCCACAGCCAAAGAACCUGAAAUUGGAAACUUAAAUGUUUCUGACAUAACUCCCGAGAGCUUCAAUCUCUCCUGGACAGCCACCGAUGGGAUCUUCGAGACCUUUACCAUUGAAAUUAUUGAUUCCAAUAGGUUGCUGGAGACUGCAGAAUAUAAUAUCUCUGGUGCUGAACGAACUGCCCAUAUCUCAGGGCUGCCCCCUAGUACUGAUUUUAUUGUCUACCUCUCUGGACUUGCUCCCAGCAUCCGGACCAAAACCAUCAGUGCCACAGCCACGACAGAGGCCCUGCCCCUUCUGGAAAACUUAACCAUUUCCGACAUUAAUCCCUACGGGUUCACAGUUUCCUGGAUGGCAUCGGAGAAUGCCUUUGACAGCUUUCUAGUAACGGUGGUGGAUUCUGGGAAGCUGCUGGACCCCCAGGAAUUCACACUUUCAGGAAACCAGAGGAAGCUGGAGCUUAGAGGCCUCAUAACCGGCAUUGGCUAUGAGGUUAUGGUCUCUGGCUUCACCCAAGGGCACCAAACCAAGCCCUUGAGGGCUGAGAUUGUUACAGAAGCCGAACCAGAAGUUGACAACCUUCUGGUUUCAGAUGCCACCCUAGACGGUUUCCGUUUGUCCUGGACAGCUGAUGAAGGGGUCUUCGACAAUUUUGUUCUCAAAAUAAGAGAUACCAAAAAGCAGUCUGAGCCACUGGAAAUAACCCUACUUGCCCCUGAACGUACCAGGGACAUAACAGGUCUCAGAGAGGCUACUGAAUACGAAAUUGAACUCUAUGGAAUAAGCAAAGGAAGGCGAUCCCAGCCAGUCAGUGCUAUAGCAACAACAGCCAUGGGCUCCCCAAAGCAAGUCAUUUUCUCAGACAUCACUGAAAACUCAGCUACUGUCAGCUGGAGGGCACCCACUGCCCAGGUGGAGAGCUUCCGAAUUACCUAUGUGCCCAUUACAGGAGGUAAGCCUUCCAUGGUAACUGUGGAUGGAACCAAGACUCAGACCAGGCUAGUGAAACUCAUACCUGGGGUGGAGUACCUUGUUAACAUCAUUGCCAUGAAGGGCUUUGAGGAAAGUGAACCUGUCUCAGGGUCGUUUACCACAGCUCUGGAUGGCCCAUCUGGCCUGGUGACAGCCAACAUCACUGACUCGGAAGCCUUGGCCAGAUGGCAGCCGGCCAUUGCCACUGUGGACAGUUAUGUCAUCUCCUACACAGGGGAGAAAGUGCCAGAAAUUACACGCACGGUGUCCGGGAACACAGUGGAGUAUGCUCUGACCGACCUAGAGCCUGCCACGGAAUACACACUGAGAAUCUUUGCAGAGAAAGGUCCCCAGAGGAGCUCAACCAUCACUGCCAAGUUCACAACAGACCUCGAUUCUCCAAGAGACUUGACUGCUACUGAGGUUCAGUCGGAAACUGCCCUCCUUACCUGGCGACCCCCUCGGGCAUCGGUCACCGGUUACCUGCUGGUCUAUGAAUCGGUGGAUGGCACAGUCAAGGAAGUCAUUGUGGGUCCAGACACCACCUCCUACAGCCUGGCAGACCUGAGCCCAUCCACCCACUACACAGCCAAGAUCCAGGCACUCAGCGGGCCGCUGAGGAGCAAUCUGAUCCAGACCAUCUUCACCACAAUUGGACUCCUGUACCCCUUCCCCAGGGACUGCUCCCAAGCCAUGCUGAAUGGAGACACGACCUCUGGCCUCUACACCAUUUAUCUGAAUGGUGAUAAGGCCCAGGCACUGGAAGUCUUCUGUGACAUGACCUCCGAUGGGGGUGGAUGGAUUGUGUUCCUGAGACGCAAAAAUGGACGUGAGAACUUCUACCAAAACUGGAAGGCCUAUGCUGCUGGAUUUGGGGACCGCAGAGAAGAAUUCUGGCUUGGGCUGGACAACCUGAACAAAAUCACAGCCCAAGGGCAGUACGAGCUCCGGGUGGACCUGCGGGACAACGGGGAGACAGCCUUCGCCGUCUAUGACAAGUUCAGCGUGGGAGAUGCCAAGACUCGUUACAAGCUGAAGGUGGAGGGGUACAGCGGGACAGCAGGUGACUCCAUGGCCUACCACAAUGGCAGAUCCUUCUCCACCUUUGACAAGGACACGGAUUCAGCCAUCACCAACUGUGCUCUGUCCUACAAGGGGGCUUUCUGGUACAGGAACUGUCACCGUGUCAACCUGAUGGGGAGAUACGGGGACAAUAACCACAGCCAGGGUGUUAACUGGUUCCACUGGAAGGGCCAUGAACACUCAAUCCAGUUUGCUGAGAUGAAGCUGAGACCGAGCAACUUCAGAAAUCUCGAAGGCAGGCGCAAACGGGCAUAAAUUCCAGGGACCACUGGGUGAGAGGGGAAUAAGGCCCAGAGCAAGGAAAGGAUUUUACCAAAGCAUCAAUACAACCAGCCCAACCAUCGGUCCAUACCUGGGCAUUUGGUGAGAGUCAAAGCUGACCAUGGAUCCCUGGGGCCAACAGCGCCAGCACGGACCUCACCUCCUAUGUGAUUUCUUUCUUUGCACCAAAGACAUCAGUCUCCAACAUGUUUCUGUUUUGUUGUUUUGAUUCAGAAAAGAUCUUCCAGUGACGACAUCACAAUGGUUUUUACUUCUCUUGGGUGGCUCUGGGAAUGGGAAGAGGGGUAGAAUGUACAGGGGUAGUUUGUUUUAGAACCAGCCAUAUUUUACAUGAAGCUGUAUAAUUAAUUGUCAUUGUUUUUGUUAGCAAAGAUUAAAUGUGUCAUUGGAAGCCGUCCCUUUGAUUUUUUACAUUUCAUAUGACAGAAACCAGAAAAGCAAUACUGUUUCCAUUUUAAGGAUAUGAUUAAUAUUAUUAAUAUAAUAAUGAUGAUGAUGAUGAUGAAAACUAAGGAUUUUUAAAGAGAUUUUUCUUUCCAAAACAUUUCUGGACAGUACCUGAUUGUAUUUUUUUUUUAAAUAAAAGCACAAGUACUUUUGAGUUUGUUA
Cebus imitator (Panamanian white-faced capuchin) is the source of this 4125-nucleotide messenger RNA. It is a transcript of the gene TNC, whose product is annotated as tenascin C. The coding region runs from base 1 to 3489 and encodes 1162 amino acids. Gene Ontology annotation, molecular function: protein binding. The record is from RefSeq and is a predicted model, not a curated record. Lineage: Eukaryota; Metazoa; Chordata; Mammalia; Primates; Cebidae. The transcript has 19 exons.